GUCACAUUUAUUGCUCGAUUCCAAUUGGAAACGAAAGUGAGUUUGCGUCGCGGAAGUUGCAAAAAAGAGAAGAAUUAUUUUUAGGUAAUAUUUUAAAGUACAACCGCGAUUAGACGAGCUCCCAGAACAGGUGUUCAUAGAUAUACUGAUUUGCGGUAAAAUCAGCAAGAGUGAUAUAAAGAAAAACCAAUAACUGUGCCAACACACAAGCAAAUUCUUUUGCAUUUGCUGCCCACCGCUUUCAUCGCGAGUUUCGUUUCACUGUGUGAGUGAGAAGCGUGUGCAAAUAAGUUUUGCCGCGUUGUCUGCUACGAAUUUAGAAACCAAAAGAGAGAAAAGAGAUAGAGGAGGCAAGAGAGGAUCGGGUGAAUGUCGCUGAAACACCAGAAGCAGUCCUACCAACCGCUCCCGACGGCGGCCGCCAUGGACAACCCGGCGAUGAUCGAAAGUAGCGGGAGCAGCGGGGGCAGCAACUCCUCGGAGGAGGGCGGCAGUCGGGAGGAUGUUGCCAACCUGUCGCCACACGGAUUGCCUGCGACUUACUCGUCACAACAGCUGAUGCCCUCGGAUUCGGACAGUAUGGAGGAGCGUCAACGCCUGCGUCCCCAUCACCACCACCACCACCCACUGGGCGAUUUAGGGGGCAUCCCUCCCUCGGCGGCCGUACCUUCGCGCCUUGCCUCCGUGGUAAGGUCCCAUUGGUUCACCGUCCCAGUUCUCUGCUUCGUCAACCUCAUCAACUACAUGGACCGCUUCACGAUCGCCGGAGUUUUAACUGAUGUGCGUCAGGACUUUGAUAUUGGAAAUGACAGUGCUGGACUCUUGCAGACCGUAUUCGUUAUCUCGUAUAUGAUUUGCGCACCGAUCUUCGGAUAUCUGGGUGAUCGCUACUCCCGACCGCGGAUAAUGGCGGUGGGCGUGGCCCUGUGGAGCACCACCACGCUGUUGGGAUCGUACAUGCAGGAUUUCGGCUGGUUCAUGACCUUCCGGGCACUGGUGGGAAUCGGAGAGGCCUCCUACAGCACGAUUGCACCGACGAUCAUCUCGGACCUCUUCGUCCAUGACAUGCGCUCCAAAAUGCUGGCCCUGUUCUACUUUGCCAUUCCCGUGGGAUCCGGUCUGGGAUACAUUGUGGGAUCCAAGACAGCUCACCUGGCCAACAACUGGCGCUGGGCUCUGAGGGUUACACCCAUUCUGGGCAUUGUGGCCGUGCUCCUGAUCAUGCUCAUGAGGGACCCAGAGCGGGGUCACAGCGAGGGAUCGCACAACCUGGAGGCCACCACCUAUAAGCAGGAUAUCAAGGCCCUGCUCAAGAACCGCUCCUUCAUGCUCUCCACAGCGGGAUUCACGUGCGUGGCCUUCGUCGCCGGAGCUCUGGCCUGGUGGGGACCCUCCUUCAUCUAUCUAGGCAUGAAGAUGCAGCCCGGCAACGAGAACAUCGUCCAGGACGACAUCUCGUACAAGUUCGGCCUGGUGGCCAUGCUGGCGGGUCUCAUCGGAGUUCCCCUGGGCUCUCUGCUCGCCCAGCGAUUGAGGGUCCACUAUGAGAACUGCGAUCCGUACAUCUGUGCGGUGGGACUCUUCAUCUCGGCUCCGAUGGUAUUUGCUGCUCUGGUUGUGCCGCAAACGAGCGAAACCCUUUGCUAUUUGUUCGUGUUCGCGGCCCAGGUGGCACUAAACCUGUGCUGGUCGAUUGUGGCUGAUAUCCUGCUGUAUGUGGUGAUUCCCACAAGGCGAUCCACAGCCGAGGCCUUCCAGAUUCUUAUUUCACAUGCGUUGGGAGAUGCCGGCAGUCCUUAUUUGGUGGGAGCUAUUUCAGAGGCCAUUAUGGAGCACCUGCACAAGAACCCCGGCGACUCCGGCCUGACCACCGAAAUGCAGAGCCUGUCCCAAAUUGCGGAAACUCAGAUCUCCAAUGUCACCCAGGCGGUUACAGAAAUCGCCGCCACUACGAUCGCCGCUGUGCGUUCAUCGGGUCCAAUUUCCGAGAAGUACACUGAUGUGGAACUGUUCGAAGGCUUGCAGUACGCCCUCUUUUCCACUAGCUUUGUGGAGGUGUUGGGCGGCAUCUUCUUCAUAUUCACCGCAUUCUUCAUCAUCAAGGACAAAAUAAGUGCCGCGCGAGGACAAGGCGACCAGGGAGCGCGAGCGGUGCGAUUGUCAGCUGCCGCGGUCAGCAGGCCAAAGGACGUUGAGUCCUUUAAUUCAGACUGUUUGGUCCUGUGCACUGACAUCGCCCUGCGCGAACGCACGUGAUAACACGAAUAUCAAAUCUGAACGGGUGCCCAGCACCGAAUGAUUAUUUAUUUUGGCACCAGUUCCCGAUUCCUCGGCUCAAGAACAGCAGCGGGAUCAACGCGCCUAAUACCAACCGAUCAUGGAGGUUUUGCUGCGCACUCAGAGCUCCGAUGGCAUGCCGGGUGAACUGAUACUGACUGAAAACCAUCUUUAAUUUAAUUUAUGCUCACUCGCACCACGCACAUCCCGCAUCGUAUCGAACUGUAAGCUUACGGGGACCCGUGUUUAAGUUCCUAUUAGAAAGGAUCGCAAGGAAGGAUGGAUGGACCACCACACCAACGUUCAAGCUCACUACACCACUAAUUUGUGUAUAUUUAUACAAACACUCACUCAACACACAGGCACUCACCAAGUCAUAACGUUGUACAGAUCAUUUUACUUGUAAACGUAGUCGUAGAUAGGUCUAGCUCUGGUAUUUUAGGCUAACUCAAAAUUAGACAGAGCUUCGAGCAGUUUCGCUUUCGAACGAGUGCUUCCUCAGAUCGUAUAUAUUGUAUAUACUGUGUCUCAGGCAUCGAAUGCGAAAUGCCGGCAGUUUGGAUAUUUAUAUAAAUGUUCGUAUUUUAUGCAUCAAAUGUAAAUAUACAUAGAUAAGCAACGGGCCAUUGUAUAAGUGAAUAGUUUAUUUAACCAAUUUAAUCAUAACGUCCUAGGUUUACUCUGAACAUAAUUUUAAUCAUAGCCUUAGUUAAUUGAGUAACGAAUUGGAAGAAACGUGUGCACCCUCAUAAAUUACUGAAUAUUAUUUUAAACCAAAAUGGCAUUAAUCAA
Molecule: messenger RNA, 3069 nt
Organism: Drosophila ficusphila
Lineage: Eukaryota; Metazoa; Arthropoda; Insecta; Diptera; Drosophilidae
Gene: spin
Product: protein spinster
Exons: 9
Coding region: 370-2256 (628 amino acids)
Biological process (GO): transmembrane transport
Cellular component (GO): membrane
Molecular function (GO): transmembrane transporter activity
Source: RefSeq, a predicted model, not a curated record